Haemonchus placei is the source of this 481-nucleotide messenger RNA. Lineage: Eukaryota; Metazoa; Nematoda; Chromadorea; Rhabditida; Trichostrongylidae. The record is from the annotation of a GenBank genome assembly.
GAUUUCGUUCUUCCUCAACGAGAUGACCUUUCUCAACUACGACAAGAAGUUCUGGAUCAAGUGGAUAUGCUGGAGAUUCAGCAGUCGACACCAGAGAAGAAGCUGCUCAUGCUUCGAAGUUCAUAUCCAUGGCUGUUCGAGUGGCCAUGCCUUUAUGCGGACGUUCUCGAGCUGCUCGACGAAUACCGCUUUAAAUCGAAAUCUCGUGCUUUUCUUCAGGAAAUUUUCUAUAAUGCGCUCAAAAUAUGAUUCGAUUGAGGGCCGAGAAAUGCCCUCCUCACUUGCCAUUCCCAUUCCUCAGAGAUUAUUUAUUGAAAUAAACUAUUGGAUUAUCUUCAUUCCAACCAUUUUCUCUCUUUUUGGGCCGAAUGUGACUAAAAGAUCCAGAAAAGCAAGUUGCAUCAAUGUAGAAGAAAAAAGGUUUAUAGCUUUCAGCAUUUUUGGGAUGAGCCUCGUACUCGACUUCCAUUCAGAAUUGUAG